CACCGUAGCGAUCGAUUCGAUUCGAUUCAGCUCCCCACGCCGGUUGCCUCCUUACCUCUCCUGACAUUCUCCGGUCGCGAUUAUGUCAGGUUUUGGUUUUGCAUGGUCGUCGAUCCCACCCGCAGCAUCCUGAAGCUUCAUUCAAUUACCACACCCAGAUCUCAUUAAUUGUGGAGGAAUUAGUUCUGAUCCUUUUUUCUUUCUUUGUAACUGCGGAUCGGGGGCGCCGGGGUGGAGGAAAAAAAAAAACAGUGGUAGUAACAAUAAUAAUAAUAAUGUCGAAUUAUGUAGAUUUCAAUCAGAAGAUAGAUUAUGUGUUCAAGGUGGUGUUGAUUGGGGAUUCGGCAGUAGGGAAAUCACAGCUCCUGGCACGUUUCGCCAGGAACGAAUUCAGCAUCGAUUCUAAGGCCACCAUUGGUGUGGAGUUUCAAACCAAGACCCUUAGCAUUGAUAACAAGACCGUCAAAGCCCAGAUUUGGGACACCGCUGGCCAAGAGAGGUACAGGGCAGUAACGAGCGCAUACUACAGGGGAGCAGUGGGUGCGAUGUUGGUCUACGACAUGACGAAACGGCAGUCGUUCGACCACAUGGCGCGGUGGUUGGAGGAACUCCGGGGACACGCCGACAAGAACAUCGUGAUAAUGCUCAUCGGGAACAAGUGCGACUUAGGGAGCCUCCGGGCGGUGCCGCAGGAGGAUGCCCAGGAGUUCGCGCAGAGGGAGAACCUCUUCUUCAUGGAGACGUCGGCGCUGGAGUCCACCAACGUCGAGACCGCCUUCUUGACCGUCUUGACCGAGAUUUAUCGGAUCAUCAGCAAGAAAACUUUGACCGCCAACGAUGAUUUGGAUCCAAACUCUGGGCUGUUGAAAGGGACCAGGAUUAUUGUCCCCGGUCAGGAUCCCGAUGCCGGCAAGCGAGGCGGCUGUUGUGGCUAGCUAGUUAGUUCCCGCCACACCUCGCCAAUUUGAUAUGUUGUCGGUUUCUUUCUCUCUCUUUUUUUUUUUGGUAGUAUUCUUGUUCUUUUUUCUGGGUAGGAAAUUAAGGAUACAAUUGACUUUUAUCAAAUUUCAUAAUCUUGAAGGAGCAUAUAGUAAUGAAUUUACUAGUGUUAA
This is a messenger RNA of Linum trigynum, 1112 nucleotides long. Lineage: Eukaryota; Viridiplantae; Streptophyta; Magnoliopsida; Malpighiales; Linaceae. The record is from the annotation of a GenBank genome assembly.